GGGUACUGAACGAACCAACGGAAGGCGACAGACAUGGAAACAAUCCAGCAAUACGUGGACCAAGAAAUAAUAGAGAAAUUCUAUCAACAUGACAAAAAUCCAAACCAUCACCAGGAACUCGAUUGAUUUCUUCGCUCCGAAGGAAAUGGACUUGUUAUUAGAGUUACUUUAGUUUCUCCCCUCCCCGAAUUGUAGUCACGAAGAUACAGACAUGGAGGAUCCCCUUCUUUCAGAAAAUCGAAGCGAAUUGGGAGAGAAAGGGAGUGAUCAGUUGAGUUCUUAUCAGUACUUGAGAAGAACAGGCUCCGCGAACCCCACCGAUUCAUCUGCAGGGACCCAAGUCAGCGUCGAAGAAAUUCGAUCGGCGCCCUAUGUUUCUGAUUAUUACCCACCUUCUCUUCACGGCGCAUUGGUUAGUUCGCCAGAGCCUGAUCCUAGAGAUCAAGCUCUUUCUUAUCAAGGUGGAUAUGGAGGACAGUAUGGUCCAACCAGUAAUGAUUUUGGAAGACAAGUAUUGGAUGAAGUAGAGAUAAGAGAACUGCUUAUUGAUCAUGUCGGUCAUCGUUGUUGUUGGGGAAGUCGUCCUGCUCGUAGUUGGAAGAUUAUUGCAGUGGAAGACUGUAAUGUUUAUGUGGGAACUCUGGAUACUUUUAUAGAGGAAAGGGAUGUUAUAAGAGAAACCGAGGCAUAUAGAGGUGGCACGAUUGAUGGAAGAAAUAAUGGUCCUGAACUUGGAGUCUGGGAAUUGGACUUGAAAUCUGAGUUCCCACUUCUUUUUGUACAUAAUAAAGAAUCAAGGAAAACGAUUCCUCAUUCAGAAACCGUUGAGAAGUGUUCAGCCUGUGCGGGACGAGGAGGUCUUGUAUGUCCGACGUGUAAUGCAGAUCAAGAACCUGGAGUUUAUAUUGAAAAUCAGAUGGCAGAAUGCCCUUCUUGUCGCGGUCGGGGUUUGGUUGCUCAUAGAGAUGGAUCUGACACCAUAUGUGCAAAAUGUGAUGGCAAGGGGAAAAUCCCCUGUGCAACUUGUGGAUCUCGUGGCCUAACUAAGUGCGACACGUGCCAACAAAGUGGUUCUCUUCUGACUCGGAGUAUUGCCGUUGUUAGAUGGAGGACACUUUCGACUCGAAAAGUAAGCGCCAUGAGCGGAGCAGCAUCUGUACCGGACGAAGUGUUCCACAGAGCCAAAGGGGUCCAGUUAUGCAACACUCAGGCCUAUCAAUGCGCCCCAGCUUUCUUUGCAGAUUCCUUCUUCCUCAACAAGUUCUCUUCCGAAGUCAUCGCAGAUCGAACGCCCAUCUCCCCCACUGCACGGGUCAUAUGCGAGCGACAUAUCAUCUCGGUCGUACCGGUGACCCGUGUCACGAUGGGAGACCGUGGAAGGUCCUUCAGUUUCUACAUUGUGGGUUUCAGCAGGGAAGUUUACUUGAAGGACUACUACCCCUCAAGGUUCUGUUGGGGGUUCUGUCCUUGCUUGGAGUGGCUGAAGUUGUAAAUAAAACCACAACCACAAGCAUAUASCACAUGGCUGCCAGUUCUUAGUGUGUGUUGUGACUCUGAAACUCAUGUGGGCUUCUUUCUUGUGUAAUUUUUAUUUUACUUUGGCAAUGGCUUCCCUUCUGCCAUGGGUUAUCUUUGUGACCAAGCCUCCUUUCUUUUGCUUUGUGCUUUUUCCGAGUGAGACCCUCUCUAUUUUGCUUUGCUUGAAAGUUUUGGCUCCAAAUGACAAAUAUAUCACAUUCGCUUCUCUUUCAA
Messenger RNA from Momordica charantia (bitter melon), 1752 nucleotides. RefSeq names its product chaperone protein dnaJ-like protein. Lineage: Eukaryota; Viridiplantae; Streptophyta; Magnoliopsida; Cucurbitales; Cucurbitaceae. The record is from RefSeq and is a predicted model, not a curated record.